Molecule: messenger RNA, 936 nt
Organism: Rhea pennata
Lineage: Eukaryota; Metazoa; Chordata; Aves; Rheiformes; Rheidae
Gene: AP1S3
Product: adaptor related protein complex 1 subunit sigma 3
Exons: 5
Coding region: 62-526 (154 amino acids)
Biological process (GO): intracellular protein transport; vesicle-mediated transport
Cellular component (GO): membrane coat; AP-1 adaptor complex; intracellular membrane-bounded organelle
Molecular function (GO): clathrin-cargo adaptor activity
Source: RefSeq, a predicted model, not a curated record
CCUCACCUGGCGCGGCGGCCGCCAGCAGCCGCGCCGGGCCCCAGCCCGCCGCCGCGACGCCAUGAUACACUUUAUACUGCUGUUCAGUCGACAGGGGAAGUUAAGGCUUCAGAAGUGGUACACGACGUUACCUGAGAAAGAGAAGAAAAAGAUCACUCGAGAAAUUGUUCAGAUUAUUCUGGCUCGCAAUCAAAAAACAAGCAGUUUCAUUGAUUGGAAAGACCUCAAGCUUGUUUACAAAAGGUAUGCUAGUUUGUACUUCUGUUGUGCAAUAGAAGACCAGGAUAAUGAGCUCCUGACACUAGAGGUUGUCCAUCGAUAUGUAGAGCUACUGGACAGAUACUUUGGAAAUGUGUGUGAGCUGGAUAUAAUCUUUAAUUUUGAAAAAGCUUAUUUUAUUCUUGAUGAAUUUAUAAUGGGUGGAGAAGUACAAGAAACUUCAAAGAGGUCUGCAGUGAAAGCUAUAGAAGAUUCUGACAUGUUGCAAGAGACAGUGGAAGAGUACAUGAACAAGCCUGCAUUUUAAUGUUAAAAUUACCUGGAGAGAGAUCUGCUGUAUGCACCUAUAAAAUACACGUAUGAAAUAGCUAUCCAAAGUGCCAGAUCCUCAGAGAAAUACCAAAAACAAAUAACUGAAGGGAUUUAUUUGUAUAAUGGUCAAGAUGAAGGUCAGCUAAUGUAGUAGCAGGUUUAACAGUUGCGUACCUGCAUAUACUGUAUGUGAGUUUCUCAGAACUGUAAUUACACUUGAUUUACUCUCUCUUCCUUACUGGACUGAACACUUGUUUUAUAUGAUGUCUUUUAGUGACAGAAUUUGUCAAGCUAAAAUGAUAUUCUGACAAUACUUGGAAGAGGUAUUUUUACUAGUUUUGGUCUGCUGCUGACUAAAUGACUCUGGUUUUGUACAAAUGUCCAUUAUUUUGAAUGUAAUGAUUA